Molecule: messenger RNA, 582 nt
Organism: Geosmithia morbida
Lineage: Eukaryota; Fungi; Ascomycota; Sordariomycetes; Hypocreales; Bionectriaceae
Product: putative epimerase YddE/YHI9, PhzF superfamily
Biological process (GO): biosynthetic process
Cellular component (GO): cytoplasm
Molecular function (GO): isomerase activity
Source: RefSeq, a predicted model, not a curated record
AUGGUUCUAGAGCUCCCGUUCAUCACGCUCGACGUCUUCAAGACGCAGCGCUACGCCGGAAACCCGCUAGCCGUCGUCACCAUCCCUUCGGACCUCUCGCUCCAGCCGACACAGGACCAGAAGCAGCUCAUCGCGCGGAAAUUCAACCUCAGCGAGACCGUCUUCGUACACGACGCCACGGGGAGCGACACCCGCAACAUCGACACCUUCCUCGCCGACGCAGAGGCCCCCUUGGCAGGGUACCCGACCAUCGGCACUGGCACUGCUGCGGACCUCCUGCCUCAGAAUGUCCAGACCCUGGGUCACCAAGGCCGGCCCCACCCCGGCCACGUCCAGGCCAGCAUCCCCCACUCCACCCGUCUGCACGCCCGCCGGCACGCCCGCCGUCUGACGCCCGACCUUGUCGCCCGUUGGCGCCUAUCCAGACGAGCAUGUCCGCUCCGCCCUCCUGUCCGCUCUGCACCGUUACCCGGGAUGGCGUCCGUCCUGGUCGAGCUGCCGUCCCUCGACAACACCCUGCGCGCUGCCUCCGCCUCAUCCGUCCACCUACCGCCCGACCAGAUCCUCGAUCAGGGCUGGUAG